CCGCCUCCCUCUGCAGAGACUAGCGAGGGUCUCCAUUCAAACGCGUCCGAACUUCACUUCAGGGCGUGAGAGUUAUAUCCCCCCGAGCGGAACAGCGCUGCGCUCUUAACAAAGCUGACUGGCUGCCGUGACACGUCUGUCCGAGGAGAAGCGAGGCGGGGAGAGAAAAAGAGCGGCCCUGUGGCACAGCCAGCGCUAACGUCCAGCUACGAGCAGCCCGCAAACAUGGCGAGCGCCUCCUACCACAUCUCCAACCUGCUGGAGAAGAUGACCUCCAGCGACAAGGACUUCAGGUUCAUGGCCACAAAUGAUUUGAUGUCAGAAUUGCAAAAGGACUCCAUCAAGCUGGAUGAUGACAGUGAGCGUAAAGUGGUGAAGAUGAUUCUCAAGCUGCUGGAGGACAAGAAUGGAGAGGUGCAGAAUCUGGCAGUGAAAUGUUUGGGACCGCUUGUCAGCAAAGUGAAGGAGUACCAAGUGGAGACAAUAGUGGAUACCCUUUGCACAAACAUGCUCUCCGAUAAAGAACAACUUAGAGACAUUUCCAGUAUUGGCCUCAAGACUGUCAUUGGAGAGUUGCCCCCUGCAUCCAGUGGCUCAGCCCUUGCAGCUAGUGUAUGUAAGAAGAUCACAGGACGUCUCACCAGUGCCAUAGCCAAGCAGGAGGAUGUCUCAGUGCAGCUCGAGGCACUAGACAUCAUGGCAGACAUGCUGUGCAGACAAGGUGGCCUGCUGGUAAACUUCCACCCCUCCAUCCUGAGCUGCCUGCUGCCCCAGCUGACAAGUCCACGGUUGGCUGUGAGGAAGAGGACCAUCAUCGCACUUGGCCACUUGGUCAUGAGCUGUGGCAACCUAGUGUUUGUGGACCUGAUUGAGCAUUUGCUCUCUGAGCUCUCCAAGAAUGACUCAAUGUCCACCACACGGACCUACAUCCAGUGCAUAGCUGCCAUCAGCAGACAGGCAGGGCACAGGAUAGGUGAAUAUUUAGAAAAGAUAAUCCCAUUGGUGGUGAAAUUCUGCAACAUUGACGAUGAUGAGCUGAGAGAAUACUGCAUUCAGGCCUUUGAAUCUUUCGUCAGAAGAUGUCCAAAGGAGGUGUAUCCUCAUGUCCCAACUAUUAUCAGCAUCUGUCUUAAGUACUUGACUUAUGACCCAAACUACAAUUAUGAUGAUGAAGAUGAGGAUGAGAAUGCUAUGGAUGCAGAUGGUGCUGAUGAAGACUAUCAAGGCAGUGAUGAUGAGUACAGUGAUGAUGAUGACAUGAGCUGGAAGGUUCGACGAGCUGCAGCAAAGUGCCUGGAUGCGGUGGUCAGCACGCGACAUGAGAUGCUACCUGAAUUCUACAGGACAGUCUCACCAGCACUCAGUGCCCGUUUCAAGGAGCGCGAGGAGAAUGUGAAGGCUGAUGUUUUCCAUGCUUACCUGUCUCUGCUCAAGCAAACGCGGCCUGCCCAGAGCUGGUUGUGUGACCCUGAUGCAAUGGAGCAAGGAGAGACCCCCCUCACCAUGCUGCAGAGCCAGGUGCCGAUGAUUAUGAAGGCCUUGCACAAGCAGAUGAAGGAGAAAAGUGUGAAGACCAGGCAGUGCUGCUUCAACAUGCUGACAGAGCUGGUCAACGUCUUACCCGGAGCUCUCACCCAGCACGUUCCUGUGCUUGUUCCAGGAAUAAUAUUCUCCCUCAACGAUAAAUCAAGCUCCUCCAACCUAAAGAUUGAUGCUCUUUCCUGCUUAUAUGUGAUCCUGUGCAACCACCAGCCCCAGGUCUUCCAUCCCCAUGUUCAUGCAUUAGUGCCCCCUGUGGUGGCCUGUGUGAGUGACCCCUUCUACAAGAUAACAUCAGAGGCACUGCUGGUCACCCAACAGUUGGUGAAAGUUAUCAGGCCCCUGGACCAGACAGAUGCGUUUGAUUCUUCCCCCUAUAUCGAGGACCUGUUUGCUUGCACGAUCAAGAGACUGAAGGCAGCUGACAUUGACCAGGAAGUAAAGGAACGAGCCAUCUCCUGCAUGGGCCAGAUUCUCUGCAACUUGGGUGACAGCCUGGGUGCCGACCUUCCCAGCACCUUGCACAUCUUCCUGGAACGGCUGAAAAACGAGAUCACGCGUCUAACCACCGUCAAGGCCCUUACGCUUAUUGCUAGCUCUCCACUCAAGAUUGACCUGCGGCCCAUACUUGGUGAAGCUGUUCCCAUCCUGGCUUCCUUCCUGCGCAAGAAUCAGCGUGCGCUGAAGCUUAGCACACUGGCUGCAUUGGACAUUCUGGUGAAGAACUACAGCGACAGUGUAACACCAGCCAUGAUCGACGCCGUUUUGGCCGAGUUGCCGCCGCUCAUCAGCGAGAGUGACAUGCACGUCUCCCAGAUGGCCAUCAGCUUCCUCACCACACUGGCACGUGUUCACCCAGACUCCCUGUCCAAGAUUGGUGGCUCCAUCCUAACUGAGCUCAUUGCCCUUGUGCGCUCACCACUUCUGCAAGGUGGUGCUCUUAGUGCCAUGCUGGAAUUCUUUCAGGCUCUUGUGGUCACCGGCACACCUGGUUUGGGCUACAUGGACCUGCUGCGUAUGUUGACAGGCCCAGUGUAUGCCCAGAGUGCAGCACUCACCCACAAACAAUCUUACUACUCUAUCGCCAAGUGCGUGGCGGCGCUGACCCGUGCCUGCCCUGCUGAGGGCCCUGCUGUGGUAGGUCAGUUCAUCCAGGAUGUGAAGAACUCCCGUUCUACUGACUCUAUCCGCCUGCUAGCCCUGCUUUCUUUGGGGGAGGUGGGCCACCACGUAGACCUGAGUGGCCAGCCUGAGCUAAAGUCUGUCAUUCUGGAUGCCUUCUCAUCCGCCAGUGAGGAGGUGAAGUCGGCAGCUUCCUACGCACUGGGUAGCAUCAGCGUGGGCAGCCUGCCCGAGUACCUGCCGUUUGUGCUGCAAGAGAUCUCUGGGCAGCCCAAGCGUCAGUACCUGUUGCUGCACUCGCUGAAGGAAAUCAUUGGCUCAGCAGCUGUGGCAGGGCUCCGACCCUAUGUGGAGAGUGUGUGGACGCUGCUGCUUACUCACAGCGAAUGUGCUGAGGAGGGUACCCGCAAUGUGGUGGCAGAGUGCUUGGGCAAGCUGACCCUCAUUGAUCCUGAAACACUACUGCCCAGGCUCAAGGGGUAUCUUCUGUCUGGGUCGUCUUAUGCACGAAGCUCAGUAGUGACUGCAGUGAAAUUCACCAUUUCUGACCACCCACAGGCGAUUGAUCCUCUGCUGAAGAACUGCAUAGGUGAUUUCUUAAAAACCUUGGAGGACCCCGAUCUCAAUGUCCGAAGGGUUGCUCUGGUGACAUUCAAUUCUGCAGCCCACAAUAAGCCCUCACUCAUCCGAGACCUUCUGGACUCUGUUCUUCCUCAUUUAUACAAUGAGACCAAAGUGCGCAAAGAACUCAUCCGAGAGGUGGAAAUGGGGCCCUUCAAACACACAGUGGAUGAUGGUCUGGACAUUCGCAAGGCUGCAUUUGAGUGCAUGUACACUCUGCUGGACAGCUGCCUAGACAGACUAGAUAUCUUUGAAUUCCUCAACCAUGUCGAAGAUGGACUUAAGGACCAUUAUGAUAUCAAGAUGCUGACAUUCCUGAUGCUGGCCAGACUGUCAACACUGUGCCCGAGCGCAGUGCUGCAGAGGCUGGAUCGGCUGGUGGAGCCCCUGAGGGCCACAUGCACGACCAAGGUGAAGGCCAACUCAGUGAAGCAGGAGUUUGAGAAGCAGGAUGAGCUGAAGAGGUCAGCCAUGCGAGCGGUGGCGGCGCUCUUGACCAUCCCAGAGGCAGAGAAGAGCCCCUUAAUGAGCGAGUUCCAGUCUCAGAUCAGCUCCAACCCUGAGCUGGCGGCCAUCUUUGACAGCAUCCAGAAGGACUCAUCCUCUGCUAACAUGGAGUCCAUGGACACCAGUUAAAAGAAAUAGCCCACCCCAUGCCCAUGAUUCAGAAAUACCUGGGACCCUUUUAAUGUUUCAUGCAUUGCACUGAGAUUACAGUUUAAGAAACAAGAAAAAAGCAAAAAUUUAACACAAAAACAAAGUGAAAAGCCUUGGAGCUUAAACAAUCUUCCUCUUUUUCCAUAGGAGAACUGUAUGGCUGGCCACUUGUUCAUGCUUACCUUUUUUUCGUCUAGUGUUUAUAAUUCCAGAGAAUCCGCAAAGUGCAUAGGUACUUCCAUGUCGCAUUCCAAGGUUGGAUAACUUUAUUGGCAUGAAAUGCAAUCAAUGACAGCAAUCUCCAUUUACUCUUAAGGGUCAGCUUUAAGUUUUAAGUGGGAAAUGUCUGCAUAUUGGAGCAAAAUCCAGUAAGUUCAGAGAUGAAAGCCAGUUGACGCUAAUGGAAUUGGAAGUUUUUGUUUGUUUCUGGACCAUCCCUAUGUUGUUUGCAUUUCUAUGCUAUUCACAAACUGAUGUUAUGGGAGGUUUUUUGUACGAUUUAAUAUCAUUUCUGCCGAAACUUAUCUUUGUUCCAGAUGUUGCUGAGACUGCUAUUGGAGAGACAAAGUCUGCUUUGUAAGAUUUAUUACAUUAAAGACGUAUGGCAUCGUUUGGGGAAA
Molecule: messenger RNA, 4559 nt
Organism: Scleropages formosus (Asian bonytongue)
Lineage: Eukaryota; Metazoa; Chordata; Actinopteri; Osteoglossiformes; Osteoglossidae
Gene: cand1
Product: cullin-associated and neddylation-dissociated 1
Exons: 15
Coding region: 226-3918 (1230 amino acids)
Biological process (GO): SCF complex assembly
Source: RefSeq, a predicted model, not a curated record